Microtus ochrogaster (prairie vole) is the source of this 2225-nucleotide messenger RNA. It is a transcript of the gene Hsdl2, whose product is annotated as hydroxysteroid dehydrogenase like 2. Gene Ontology annotation, cellular component: mitochondrion. NCBI's taxonomy places the organism in Eukaryota, Metazoa, Chordata, Mammalia, Rodentia, Cricetidae. The record is from RefSeq and is a predicted model, not a curated record.
GGGCGCGGCUAAAUGCGGAGGGCGGGUUCGCCUGUCACUCACGGCUCGCCGCUGUCCCGCCGUUGUUAACAAGUCCUCCGAGCUGGGAAGGUCAUGCUGCCCAACACCGGGAAGCUAGCGGGAUGCACGAUUUUUAUCACGGGUGCAAGCCGAGGCAUUGGCAAAGCUAUUGCGUUGAAAGCAGCGAAGGAUGGAGCAAAUAUUGUAAUUGCUGCGAAAACCACCCAGACACACCCGAAACUCCCAGGCACAAUCUACACUGCUGCUGAAGAAAUUGAAGCGGCUGGAGGAAAGGCCUUGCCGUGUGUUGUUGAUGUGAGAGAUGAACAGCAAAUCAACAGUGCGGUGGAAAAAGCUGUCGAGAGAUUUGGAGGAAUUGAUAUUUUGGUGAACAAUGCGAGUGCUAUCAGCUUGACCAACACGUUGGAUACUCCUACAAAGAGAGUGGACUUGAUGAUGAAUGUGAACACCAGGGGAACCUACCUCACAUCCAAAGCGUGUAUUCCUUUUUUAAGAAAGAGCAAAGUAGCUCAUAUUCUCAAUCUCAGCCCACCCCUGAACCUAAAUCCUCUGUGGUUCAAACAGCACUGUGCUUAUACCAUUGCCAAAUAUGGCAUGUCUAUGUGUGUGCUUGGGAUGGCAGAAGAAUUUAGAGGUGAAAUUGCAGUCAAUGCCUUAUGGCCUAAAACAGCCAUACAUACCGCUGCUAUGGAUAUGCUUGGAGGGUCUGGCGUGGAAAGCCAGUGUAGAAAAGUUGACAUCAUUGCGGAUGCUGCGUACUCCAUUUUCAAAAGGCCAAAAAGUUUUACUGGCAACUUUAUUCUUGAUGAAAAUAUCUUAAAAGAAGAAGGAAUAAACGAUUUUGAUGUCUAUGCAAUUAAACCAGGCCAUCCCUUGUUACCAGAUUUCUUCUUAGAUGAACAUCCUGAUGAAAUUAUGAAGGAAACAGAAUCCCAUGAUCCUGUGCGGGAAGUAAAAGAAGAGAAACCGCGGUCAGAGCCGCAGCCACCACCGCAGCCACGGCUACAGUCACAGCCACCACCGCAGCCGCAGCCGCAGCCGCAGCCGCAGCGACCACCACCGCUGCUGCAGCAACAGCAACCACCGAGACCACAUUUUGGAGCUGUGGAAGAAACAUUUAGAAUUGUUAAGGACUCUCUCAGUGAUGAGGUCGUCAAAGCCACCCAAGCAGUCUAUCAGUUUGAACUCUCAGGUGAGGAUGGUGGCACAUGGUUUCUUGACCUGAAGAGUAAGGGUGGGAAAGUUGGACAUGGAGAGCCCUCCGACCGGGCAGAUGUGGUGAUGAGUAUGACCACCGAUGACUUUGUCAAGAUGUUUUCAGGGAAGCUGAAGCCGACCAUGGCAUUCAUGUCAGGAAAACUGAAGAUUAAAGGGAACAUGGCCCUAGCAAUCAAACUGGAGAAGCUAAUGACCCAGAUGAAUGCCAGACUAUGAGGGACAAGAAGCAAAAAUGACUCGUAGAAGUAAAAAGCUCAACAGUUAAAAAUCUGUUGUCUCCUCCACUGUCUUAUAAGGACACAUAUGUUUGUUCUGGAAAAAUUAGAAUUUCUGCAUCUAUAAGACUUGAAAUUGUAAUUAAAACAGCUAACCAAUCAUGUAUAAGUCUCACGAAGUGGCCUCCUAAUAUAUUGUGUUUUUUUUCUUUUUUCAGUUUUUUCCUAUAAGCCUUUAUUUCAUUCAUGCUUUCUUGCAUGAAAAGUAAUAUUAUGUAUCGAGCACUAGAAUUAGCUAUUUACAAAACUUCUCAUGUAAAAUGAAGUUACUUUAUCUUCACAAAGAGCUGGGUGAAGAAGUACAUCUCUCUCUUAUCCACUGCCCCCACCUUCUUAAAAAAGGACUUUGUCAGUGUAUAAUACUUGCAGGCAAAAUUUUGUUUAACUUAUAACAAGCAUUUUAUAUUAUUGAUACUAUUCUAGAUAUCUUUAAAAUUUUAGCUUUUCCCUCUUUUUUCCAGAUAGGGUUACCCAGCUGGCUUUGAACUGAGGGCAGGUCUCCUGCCUCAGCUUCCUUAGUGCUAUGAUGACACACAGGAGCCACCAUGCCAAGCUAAAUUUAGUUUUCAAGUGCUAAUUUAUAGAAUUAAUUUUGCGAGUAUGCCUUAUGCCAGGUAGUAGUUCUCUCUGCUCACUACCUUAGCAGCUUUUUAAAAACAGAUUCUUUAAAUCAUGUUACCUUCAAAUAAAGAUGAAUUUAUCUCUUUUUCA